Molecule: messenger RNA, 3377 nt
Organism: Linum tenue
Lineage: Eukaryota; Viridiplantae; Streptophyta; Magnoliopsida; Malpighiales; Linaceae
Source: the annotation of a GenBank genome assembly
CCCAAUUCCCAAACCAAACCCCAACAAAUACCUAAAAAAUCCCCUCUCCUUUUCUUCUCCCAUUCGCGCUCCUUGCUCUUUCAUAUUCCUUUGAUCCAUUUGCUGUCUGUCUCUCUCCCCCUCACUCUCCUCUCUUCGCUUCCCGCCGCCGUCGACGCCGUGUCCUCCGGAUCCACCGCGCCACAUUCCUCAACCAUGGCUCGGUCUACGCCUGCGACGCAGCGGAAGCGGAAAUCCGUCACACCCUCUGAACCGCAACCUUCCGCUCGGAAGAGCUCCAGAACGGAGGCCAAGAAAAGAGCUGUGGCGGCGGACGACGAGAGGCAAGCUCCGCCGGAAGCAGAAAUUGAAGUGAUUCCGAGCAGCGAGGAAGCAACCAACUCGAGUUCCACCACCACGUCGAAGAAAAACGGGACCGCAGCCACUAAGAGGGCUUCUUCCAGGAAGAAGCCUGCUGAGGAGCCGACGGUCGAUGCUCCAGUGGAGGUUUCGGAUACCGAGGAUUCGGCCGAAAUGGGUUCACUCAAGCAGAUACGGCCCGUUAAGUCUCCGGCUAAGAAAGGCAAGAGAAAUUCUGACGAUGAAGACUCCGAUGCUCGGUUUCUUGGCAGUCCAGUGGCCGAUAAAGAUGCACGAGAACGAUGGCCGCACCGUUAUGCCAAAAAGGAUGCAAAGCAAAAUAAAGGUUCCAGUGAGGACGAUGAUGAACUUAUUGAAGCUCUCCGCCAUUACACUCGAGCACUAGUUGAUGGGAUUCAAUACGAGCUUAAUGAUAAUGCACAUGUUAAGGCUGCAGAUGGUGAGGACAGUUAUAUAUGCAAAAUUGUAGAAAUGUUUGAGGGUGUUGAUGGCAAUCCAUAUUUCACUGCCCAGUGGUACUACAGAGCUAAAGAUACUAUCAUUGAAGAUGCUUAUCAAAUAGACAAGACUCGAGUUUUCUUCUCAGAGGUGAAGGAUGACAAUCCACUAGACUGCCUUCUUAAGAAGCUCAACAUUGUGAUGCGCCCCCUUGAAGUGGACUGGGAGGGAAAAAGGAGCCCUGUUCCAGAUUGUGAUUACCAUUGUGAUGCUCAAUAUCUACUUCCAUAUGCUUCGUUUGUCAAGUUUCCAUCAGAAUCAACGGAAGCAAGUGAAAGCUCAUCGACUAUAUCUCAGUCAUGCGAAGUUUCCCAGCCAAAUGAAAAGUCAGAGCCGUUUACUCUCCUCGACUUGUAUUCUGGCUGUGGUGGCAUGUCAACUGGCCUUUGUCUUGGUUCUAAAUUGUCUGGUCAACAGCUCGUCACUAAAUGGGCUGUUGACCUGAACAAAUAUGCUUGCGAAAGUCUCAAACUGAAUCAUCCUGGAACAGAGGUGAGGAAUGAGUCAGUUGAAGACUUCUUAGCGCUGCUUCUUGAAUGGGAAAAACUGUGCAUAAGGUUUUCCCUAAUUAGCAGUGAUGAUCCUGAGAAGAAACAAGCUUACCCCUUUGAUGCCGAAGAAGAUGAGGGUGAGGAUUCAGAGGGCGAUGAUGAUGAUGAUGAAACUCCUGAUGAUUCCGAAUCUUUUGAAGUCGAGAACAUCCUUAAUAUUUGCUAUGGCAAACCUGAUGAUAAGGACCGUGGAUUAUAUUUUAAGGUUCAAUGGAAGGGUUAUGGCCCUGAAUAUGAUACGUGGGAGCCACUUGACGGUUUGGGUAACUGCUUGAAGGCUAUAAGGGACUUCGUCACCAAUGGGUUCAAUAGAAAGAUGCUACCUUUGCCUGGUAGUAUCGACGUGAUUUGUGGGGGCCCUCCUUGUCAAGGCAUCAGUGGUUUCAACCGAUUCAGAAACAAAGACAAUCCGUUGGAUGACGAGAAAAACAAACAGCUUAUAGUAUACAUGGACGUUGUCAAAUAUCUGAGGCCCAAGUAUGUGCUGAUGGAAAAUGUGGUGGACAUCCUAAAGUUUGCAGAUGGGUUUCUUGGGCGGUAUGCUAUAGGCCGCCUGAUUGAGAUGAACUAUCAAACUAGAGUUGGGAUGCUAGCUGCUGGUGCAUAUGGCCUUCCUCAGUUCCGUAAUCGUGUUUUCUUAUGGGGUGCCCUUCCCACUCUGGACUUGCCACCAUACCCUUUGCCAACCCAUGACGUCCUCGUCAGAGGUGUCUUCCCCAACAAGUUUGAGAGAUGUGUUGUUGCUUUUGAUGAGGGUUGUAAUUUUAACGUGAAAAAGAAACUUCUGUUAGCAGAUGCAUUGUCAGAUCUUCCUCCGGUGGAAAAUGGUGAGACGCGUGAUGAAAUGCCAUACACAAAAGAACCUGAAACAGAAUUUCAGCGUCUUAUUAGACUGAGGACUCCUGAAGCGUUGGAUCUUUCAUCACCAUCACUGAACUCCCAUCGUCCGUAUGAACUCAAUGCUGACGAUUAUGAAAGAGUCUGCCACAUACCCAAGAAGAAGGGUGCAAAUUUCAGAGAUUUACCUGGUGUCCGUGUACGGGACGACAACAAGGUCGAAUUUGAUCCGGCAAUCGAAAGAGUUCUUCUGAAGUCAAAGAAACCCUUGGUUCCAGACUACGCAAUGAGCUUCGUGAAGGGCACAUCUUCUAAGCCAUUCGCCCGCCUGUGGUGGGACGAGACGGUGCCCACAGUAGUGACUAGAGCUGAACCACACAAUCAGGCUAUUUUACAUCCUGAGCAGGAUCGUGUACUCUCUGUUCGUGAAAACGCAAGGCUUCAGGGUUUUCCUGACUAUUACAAGCUUGUAGGACCCAUCAAAGAAAGGUACAUCCAAGUGGGGAACGCAGUGGCAGUACCAGUGGCUCGUGCUCUAGGAUACGCGCUGGGAAUGGCUCUGAAUCAUAACGUCGAGAGAGCACCUCUGCUCACUCUGCCCAGCGACUACCUUGAGAAAGCACAUCCAACUACUCCGGCUUCAUCACAAGACGAGGCCUGAUCUCCUUUUUUUUACUUUUUAACUUAUUCGAUGGGAUUCACCCACCAGCAUCCACAGCAAAUAUGCUUUGCUUCUGGGUUUGAUUCAUCUGACAAAUCAAAACAGAAUCCAUCCGGUUUCAUUCUUGGAAGCUAUUUUUGUGCUCACAGCUAUCUUGCUACUCUUGAGACUUGUAUGUGUCUGUAUUGUUGUUAGGUGAACCGACUACAGUUGUUGGUUUGCCUACAAAGUACUGUUGCUGUAUUCAUGUAAGUUAUUGGGUGCCCUUAAUGAGGGGUAGAUAUGCGGAGCUGUAUCUUGUCAUGUACUAGUGUCGAGAGUUCUGAUAGGUCAAUGGUUGUUGUUCUAUGUUGGCUUUUUUGGUCUUGAAACAUCAAGAUGAAAUCCAAGCAUGAUAUAUGCAUUGCUUUGUUAGAGAUGUUAAAUCAGGGUUCUUUCAGUUAUCAGUAAAUGUUUUUGUUUAUUCAUAA